Messenger RNA from Aspergillus calidoustus, 2646 nucleotides. Lineage: Eukaryota; Fungi; Ascomycota; Eurotiomycetes; Eurotiales; Aspergillaceae. The record is from the annotation of a GenBank genome assembly.
AUGCCUCUGGAAGCUCGCGUGAAGUCAGUUCUAUCUGGCGACACUGUUGUCCUUUCGCAUGUUACCAACCCUGGACAAGAGCGUGUUUUGAGUCUUGCAUACGUCUCAGCGCCGAGACUGCGAAGAGAAGGAGAUGAGGCUUAUGCCUUCCAAUCCCGCGAAUUCCUCCGCGAGCUACUUGUCGGCAAGGUGGUCCAGUUCCAGACUCUGUAUACCGUCCCCACCUCGCAGCGCGAAUAUGGCAAGAUCAAACUCCCUAGCUUCGAGGUGACACUGCCGGAGAUCAGCGUCCAGGAAGGAUGGAGCCGUGUCCGCGAGGAAGCCGGCAAGCGAAGUGACGACACAGAAGAGACCGUUGCCAUGCUCGAGCGCCUCCGGGCACUGGAGGAUCACGCCAGAACCGAAGGCAAGGGCGUUUGGGCCGCUACCGAGAGUGGCCGCAUCGACACCAGCUACGAGCUCGCCGACGGCAAAGCUCUGGUGGAGGAAUGGAAGGACAAGCACCUUGAGGGUAUCGUUGAAAGAGUCUUGACCGGAGACCGUCUCGUUCUCAGACUGCUUCUCGCCGAUGACGAACACCUGCAGGUUGUCGUUGCGGUUGGCGGCAUCCGCGCUCCUGCAACCAAGCGGGUUGGUGCUGACGGAAAGGAGCAGCCUGCCGAGCCCUACGGCGAGGAGGCCCAACAGUUUGCUGAAUCCAGAAUCCUGCAGCGCAAGGUCCAGGUCACCCUGCUGGGCGUCACCCCACAGGGCCAGCUGAUUGCUACCGUUCUGCAUCCCAACGGAAACAUCGCCAAGUUCCUGCUGGAAGCUGGCCUUGCCCGCUGCCACGAUCACCACUCGCCUAUCCUUGGCGCUGAGAUGGCCGCCUUCCGCCGUGCUGAGAAGGUCGCUAGAGAUGGUCGCAAGGGUCUGUUUACCAAUGUCGCGUCCAAGGGUCCUGCUGGCGGGGCCGAGCUGGAUGUCAUUGUUAGCCGUGUGCUCAACGCAGACACCAUCUUCAUUCGGAAUAAGGCCGGCCAGGAGAAGAAGAUCAGCUUGGCCAGUAUCCGUCAGCCCAAGCCGUCCGCCCCUGAACAAGCACCUUUCGGAGCUGAUGCGAAGGAGUUCCUGCGCAAGAAGCUCAUUGGAAAGCACGUCAAGGUCACCAUCAAUGGCAAGAAACCUGCUACGGAAGGGUUCGAAGAGCGGGAAGUCGCUACUGUGAUCCAAGGAAACACUAAUGUGGCCCUCGCCCUGGUGGAAGCGGGUUAUGCUUCAGUUAUCCGCCACCGACAGGACGACACGGACCGGUCUCCCGACUACGACGACCUGUUGAUCGCCGAAGCCGAAGCUCAAAAGGACGGCAAGGGCAUGUGGUCAUCUAAGCCUCCUAAGACCAAGCAGUACCAAGAUUAUUCAGAAAGUCUUCAAAAGGCCAAGAUGGAGGUGUCGAUCCUCCAGCGCCAAAAGCGGGUGCCAGCUGUUGUGGACUUUGUCAAGUCCGCAUCUCGAUUCACAGUGCUCGUCCCUCGCGAGAAUGCCAAGUUGACAUUAGUCCUCUCUGGAAUUCGUGCUCCUCGAUCCGCCCGUAACCCUGGUGAGGCUUCCGAGCCCUUCGGUCAGGAGGCACACGACCUGGCGAACAGACGUUGCAUGCAGCGUGAUGUUGAGAUCGAUGUUGAGACUAUUGACAAGGUCGGUGGAUUCAUCGGCACUCUAUACGUGAACAAGGAGAACUUCACCAAGGUUCUUCUCGAAGAAGGGUUCGCUACUGUGCAUGCCUACUCCGCCGAGCAGUCCGGCCACGCUACGGAAUAUUAUGCCGCUGAACAACGGGCGAAAGAAGCCCGCAAGGGGUUGUGGCAUGACUGGGAUCCUAGCAAGGAAGCCGAGGAAGCUGAAGACGAGGUUGUCAGCAGCAGUGCUCCUGAGAAUGAUACCGCUCCACGUCGCAAGGAUUACCGUGACGUGAUGGUCACCUAUGUUGACCCCGCUACCGCUCGCGUUAAGCUUCAGCAGAUCGGUACCGGCACCUCGGCACUCACAGAGCUGAUGAGCGCGUUCCGCUCAUUCCACCUCAACAAGUCAAACGAUACACCACUCCCCGGACCUCCCAAGGCUGGCGACUUCGUUGCUGCCAAGUUCACUGAAGACGGCGAAUGGUACCGUGCCAAGGUUCGCCGCAACGACCGCGAGAAGCAGCAGGCGGAGGUUGUCUACAUCGACUUUGGUAACUCCGAAGUCCUCCCUUGGUCUCGUCUGCGACCUCUCAGCCAGCCCCAGUUCUCCGUCCAGAAACUCCGUCCCCAGGCUGCCGAUGCUGUCCUUUCACUCCUCCAAUUCCCCGUCUCCGCCGACUAUCUCGCAGACGCAGUCUCUUUCCUCGAAGAGCAGACAUAUAGCCGUGAACUUGUUGCCAAUGUGGACUUUGUCUCAACCGAGGGAACGCUACACGUUACCCUGCUUGACCCGUCUGAGUCAAAGAACCUUGAUCAGAGUAUCAACGCUGAGAUCGUCCGAGAGGGAUUGGCUAUGGUUCCUAAGAAGCUAAAGGCAUGGGAGCGCGCUGCUGGCGAGACUCUCUCGAACCUGCGCACUCUGGAAGAUGAGGCUAAGCAUGAGCGUCGGGGAAUGUGGGAAUAUGGCGAUCUCACUGAGGAUUAA